GAGAGCAAAAUAAGGAAAAUAAAGAGGCCUUUCUUUCUUGCUUUUCAUGUUCCUGCUCUCCUGACCAUAACCCAAGGCCUUCUCUUUUAGUAUUAAUACUAAUAGUAGUAGUACUAUUUCUAGAAAGAGAGAAAGAUGAAGGAACAGGGAAGUUCAGGCAUGGCUGGUGAAGGAGAGAGUGUGACACUGGUGGAUCUCAAGAAGAAGAUGGCAGAGUUUGCAAGGGAACGUGACUGGGAUCAGUUUCACAGCCCCAGAAACCUCCUUCUUGCACUGGUUGGAGAGGUUGGGGAGUUGUCUGAGAUUUUUCAAUGGAAGGGUGAGGUGCCAAAAGGGUUGCCAGGAUGGGAUGAGAAGGAGAAGGAGCACUUGGGUGAAGAGCUCUCUGAUGUGCUUCUUUAUUUGGUUAGGCUUUCAGACAUUUGUGGUGUUGAUCUUGGUCAAGCUGUUUUGAGGAAAAUGGAGUUGAAUGCUUCCAAGUAUCCUGUUCACCAUUGCACAAUGCCUUCUUCUUCUUCUUCUUCUUCUUCUUCUUCUUCCAUGAGGAACAAGAACACUGUCCAUCAUUCUUCUAAUAAUGGUAAUACAAACCUCUGAAGGUGCUACCAAUAUUGGCCUCUAUAAACUGGUUUCAUGGCUUCUUUUCUUAUGCUUUCUUGUUUUAUGUUGUUGAUGUGUGUGUCUCUGUGUGUGGGUGUAUAAAUCAUGCAUUGUUCUGAGUUUGUUGUAUUUUUAUAUUCAACACUAAAGAUAUUCUCAGUUUGAUUCAGGAAGAAUCAAGGUA
Messenger RNA from Dioscorea cayenensis subsp. rotundata (Guinea yam), 784 nucleotides. Its product is annotated as dCTP pyrophosphatase 1-like. Gene Ontology annotation, biological process: nucleoside triphosphate catabolic process. The coding region runs from base 136 to 597 and encodes 153 amino acids. The transcript is spliced from 2 exons. The record is from RefSeq and is a predicted model, not a curated record. Gene Ontology annotation, molecular function: nucleoside triphosphate diphosphatase activity. NCBI's taxonomy places the organism in Eukaryota, Viridiplantae, Streptophyta, Magnoliopsida, Dioscoreales, Dioscoreaceae.